AUGGCUUCCUCCGCCUCCGCUCGCAGUCCCAACGCCAACGAGGCAGAGACCGCCGUCAAGAGGACCGCCGUCGGCCCCAAGAACCCCAUCGCCGUCGUCGCCGACCCCGCGCCGUCGGCCGUCUCUGCUAGCCUGAAGAAACAAGCCAACAAGCGUAACAACAUUCGCGUAGCAAACUGCCAGUGGGAGUGUCUGAUCUCCGCAAGCUUGUGUCAGCAGCAGUUGACACCUUCGAAGAAGUUCGUGGUCUUUCCCCAGCAGAAAUGCAGGUGCGCACGGACUUCAGAGACCGCCUGCCAGAGGCGCUCAAGGAAAUUAACACCCACUUAUUGGAAGCAGAGAAGGAAGCAGAUCGGGAAGGAGAUGCCAACACUGCUUUAUUUUCAUCAUGCUCAUGCAUCCAUGCGCCCAAGACGGAAUGGGACCCGUCAGGUGGAGUGCAAGCGGCGCGGCGGCGGCGCUCUCAUCUCUCAGGCCUCACUCGGCGAGCGACACCCUGACCCUCCUGCUUCAUUUUAUCCCACCCGCUUCGCUGGAAAAAGCGCCCCGCGGCUGGUCAGGGGCAUCCGCACGCCGGGGGCCACGUCGUCGUCCGUGAAAGCUGCGGCUGCCUCGCGGGCGUCUCGCUCCGCCGUAAAAACAGCCACGCCGGCGAUCAGGGGCACUCCAAGAACGGUGACAUCCAAGCACCUGAAGGAACUUGCUGAAGGAAGAGACGCAACAGCAACCAUUGCAGCUAGCGUACUGCAAGAGGCAUCAAUCUUUGAUUCACUUCUCAGGAAUGAAAGCGAAUUCUCUGAUAUCUGCGAUUCGGCAAAGGUCUCCGAUCCACUCCCAACAGUUGAUCCUUUCCUCGGUGUCUACAAAGAUACGCUUCGGUGGAAGGACGUCGCGGAGUCGGUGGCAUCUGUGGAGCUAUCAGCUACUAAGUACUGGAUCGGUGGUGGUACUCAUGUUGUCCACGAGCUGAGCUUGCCAAAUGCACCCAAGACAAAGAGCACGGCGAAGGAGAGGACGGCUGAGCUUGCCAAGGACUUGUGCGGCCAGAUGCAAAGAUGGUUCCUGGAUUUUGUGGAGGCACUGGAUGUGGAGAACAAGUGGAAGCACAGCAGCGACACACCGACGCUUCUCUCACAGUUCGAAAAGAUCAGCGACUGGUUGGAGCAGGUACAGCAUCAGAUCGUGGUGAUCAAGCGCUUGAAGCACAGGAGAUGA
Molecule: messenger RNA, 1215 nt
Organism: Miscanthus lutarioriparius
Lineage: Eukaryota; Viridiplantae; Streptophyta; Magnoliopsida; Poales; Poaceae
Source: the annotation of a GenBank genome assembly